Molecule: messenger RNA, 1605 nt
Organism: Cyprinodon variegatus (sheepshead minnow)
Lineage: Eukaryota; Metazoa; Chordata; Actinopteri; Cyprinodontiformes; Cyprinodontidae
Gene: nr5a5
Product: nuclear receptor subfamily 5 group A member 2-like
Exons: 7
Coding region: 1-1605 (534 amino acids)
Biological process (GO): hormone-mediated signaling pathway; tissue development; regulation of transcription by RNA polymerase II
Cellular component (GO): RNA polymerase II transcription regulator complex
Molecular function (GO): nuclear receptor activity; RNA polymerase II cis-regulatory region sequence-specific DNA binding; zinc ion binding
Source: RefSeq, a predicted model, not a curated record
AUGGACAUACCUGGUUAUUUCAUACAACAGCUUCAGUCUCCUGCCCAUUACUCUGGUAACCAUCCAGAGGAUUUGGUCAUGCAGGAGGGCUCAGCAACAUCUGAGGAAGAAAAGACUGAGGCAGGCAGCAGGCCAGAGCCAGAGGAGAGCUGUCCGGUUUGUGGUGACAAAGUAUCUGGAUACCACUACGGACUGCUCACCUGUGAGAGUUGCAAGGGCUUCUUUAAACGCUCGGUGCAGAAUAACAAACAUUAUACGUGUUCAGAGCAACAAAGCUGCCCAAUGAACCUUUCUCAAAGGAAACGCUGCCCUUUCUGCCGCUUCCAGAAGUGUUUGGCUGUGGGCAUGAGGAGAGAAGCUGUAAGAGCAGAUCGUAUGAGAGGUGGAAGGAAUAAAUUUGGACCCCUGUACAGACGAGACAGGCAGAUGAAACAGCAAAAGGCAAACACUGAUCCCUACAGGAUUAAGAUGGAAACUAGGCAAACAUCUGUUCCCCAGUCUCCGAGUGACAUUCACCAAAUAAGUGGCCCAAUAAACAACUCGCCCUCUGCUGCUUUUCAUCUCCCCCACUUCAUGUAUCCAUCCGAAAUGGAACAAAGUUGUCACCCCAUGCCUCUGGACUGUACAAUGAACAAUCAUGGAGCGCAAACAUCUCCAUCCAUGCCUUUUCAUGGACUCUAUUGCACACUCCCUGAGUACUUGCAGGAUAAAGGGGAGCCCAGCUUUAGCUACAGCCCAGUUCCUACACACUAUCCAGUCCAUUCAUCCCCAGAGGAUUCAUUCGGACCAACAUCGCCUCCCUGCUCAAUACCAAGCUCAGCCCCAACCAUUUCCCAGAAUAGGAAUCAGGCUUUAAGAACAACUCCGUCGACCAUUCCUUCUCCUAACUUCCUUCACCAGCUUCUUGAAGGUGAACAAGAUGAAGGUCAGCUACGGACCAAGGUCCUCACAAGUCUACAGAAAGAACAGGCCAAUCGAGGGAAGCAUGACUGUCUAAAUACGUUCAGUAUCAUGUGCAAAAUGGCUGACCAGACUCUGUUUGGACUUGUGGAGUGGGCCAGAAACAGCAAUCUAUUCAAAGAGCUCAAGGUGGACGACCAGAUGGUGCUGCUGCAAAGCUGUUGGAGUGAGCUGCUGGUCCUAGAUCAUCUCUGCAGACAAGUCACCUACGGCAAAGAAGGAUGUAUUUAUCUGGUCACAGGUCAACAGAUUGAAGUGUCAACCAUUAUUUCUCAGGCCGGAAUGACAUUAAGUAGCUUAGUAACAAGGACCCAAGACCUCGUGUCCAAACUUAAGGCACUCCAGUUUGACAGACAAGAGUUUGUCUGUCUUAAAUACCUCGUCCUAUUCAACCCAGAUGUGAAGUCAGUGCAAAACCGCAGGCAAGUAGAGCAGACUCAGGAGAGGGUGAACAGGGCUCUCAUGGAACAUACCCAACAAAGUCACCCGGGACACUCAGACAAGUUUGGGCAGUUGCUUCUCCGGCUCCCUGAAGUACGCAGCAUUAGCUUGCAAGUUGAGGACUAUUUGUACCAGCGCCACCUUCUUGGAGAUUUACCCUGCAACUCUCUCCUUGCAGAGAUGCUGCAUGGGAAGCAUAGCUAG